Molecule: messenger RNA, 5575 nt
Organism: Stegastes partitus (bicolor damselfish)
Lineage: Eukaryota; Metazoa; Chordata; Actinopteri; Pomacentridae
Gene: ehd4
Product: EH-domain containing 4
Exons: 8
Coding region: 114-1745 (543 amino acids)
Biological process (GO): endosomal transport; endocytosis
Cellular component (GO): cytoplasm; plasma membrane
Molecular function (GO): GTP binding; protein binding; calcium ion binding
Source: RefSeq, a predicted model, not a curated record
GCCCGGAGCCGCGCACACAGGAGGCACUGUGCUCCAGAGACACGCACGGAUCUGCGCGCAGGACUGGAAGCAGAGAAACAGGGAAGUUGGAGCGUCAGUGCGCGGAGGGAAGCAUGUUCAGCUGGGCCAAACAGGAGCAGGGCGGCCGCAACAAGGAGGGCGAGAUGUACCAGACGGUGACCGAGGGGCUGCAGACCCUCUACACCAAGAAGCUGCUGCCGCUGGAGGAGAACUACCUCUUCCAUGACUUCCACUCUCCGGCCCUGGAGCCGGCAGACUUCCAGAGCAAACCCAUGGUGCUGCUGGUCGGCCAGUACUCCACCGGGAAGACCACUUUCAUCAGGUAUCUGCUGGAGGAGGACUUCCCGGGGAUGCGGAUCGGUCCGGAGCCAACCACCGACGGCUUCAUCGCCGUGAUGUACGGAGAGAACGAGGGCGUCGUCCCCGGCAACGCUCUGGUGGUCGACCCCAAGAAGCCCUUCAGGAAGCUCAACGCCUUUGGAAACUCCUUCCUGAACAGGUUCAUCUGCUCCCAGAUGCCCAAUCAGGUCCUUCAGAGCAUCAGCAUCAUCGACACUCCUGGAAUUCUGUCCGGAGAGAAGCAGCGAAUCAGCAGAGGUUAUGACUUCGCCGAGGUUCUGCGUUGGUUCGGGGAGCGAGUGGACCGGAUCAUCCUGCUGUUCGACGCUCACAAGCUGGACAUUUCUGACGAGUUCUCGGAGGCCAUCAAGGCCUUCAAAGGGCAGGACGACAAGAUCCGAGUGGUGCUGAACAAGGCCGACCAGGUGGACACCCAGCAGCUGAUGCGGGUGUACGGCGCCCUCAUGUGGUCACUGGGGAAGGUGAUCAACACCCCAGAGGUGGUGAGAGUUUACCUGGGCUCCUUCUGGGCCAAGCCGCUGCAGAACACUGAGAACAGGCGUCUGUUCGAGGCCGAGUCUCAGGACCUUUUCCGGGACAUCCAGAGUCUUCCGAGGAAUGCGGCGCUGCGGAAGCUCAACGACCUCAUCAAGCGAGCACGGCUGGCCAAGACGUGUUUUCCUUCUUCUUCCCAUCAUGCCUUUGGCCCGAUGAAGGAGCGCCGUUCCUCCUCCUCUUCCUCCAUCAGCAUAGUUUCUCCUCUGACCUGUUUCUGUGUCGUUGAUCACAUCCAGACUUCAGGCCAAACAUUUGUUGUCUUUUCUGCAGACAUGUUGCAGCACUACGACUUCAGUAAGUUUCCGUCUCUGAAGAUGAAGCUCAUCGAGUCAGUGGACAAGAUGCUGGCCACCAAGAUCGCGGUUCUGAUGUCGAUGAUCCGGGAGGAGGAGUCCAAGGCACCGCCGGCCAUGGUGUCUGGCGGCGCCUUCGAGGGCUCCCAGGACGGGCCCUUCGGCCAGGGCUAUGGCGAGGGCAUCAGCGCCGGUGCCGACGCUGAGGACUGGAUUGUGAGCCGCGACAAGCACCGAUACGACGAGAUCUUCUACACGCUGAUGCCCGUCAACGGCAAGAUCACCGGCGUCAACGCCAAGAAGGAGAUGAUGAACUCGCGGCUGCCCAACACGGUUCUGGGGAAGAUCUGGAAGCUGGCCGACUGCGACCGCGACGGCAUGCUGGACGACGAGGAGUUUGCGCUGGCUCAGCACCUCAUCAAGAUCAAGCUGGAGGGCUACGAGCUGCCCACCGAGCUGCCCGACCACCUGGUGCCUCCGGCCCACCGCAAGAACCCCACCGCCGACGCCCUGUACAACCACAACGAGGACUAGCAGGGCGCCGCCGACACUGACUGAUGGGAACACCGCCGCAGGUCAUCGCUGCUGCUGCUGCUCGGACGGACAGACGGCUGCUGGAGGUCAAAGGUCACCAUGAAAACCUGCAACAGACGCAGCGCUGCGAUUCUGGCUUCAUCUGUCGAGCAUUUCCACUGAAACAAAGAAGAAAAGCAGCAACUUCCUGCUUGAUGUCGCCACAUUUCACUGACUCUGGCUCAUUUAGGUGCCUUGAUUAUAAAAGAAAUGAAACGUCUUUAUGUUUGACCAGCGUUCUGCCGUAGUGUUCCUCCGUACGAGUCCGUGUGCCUCAACUGUGCAGCAAGCAGCAACAUGAGCCUCCUCAUAGUCUUUAGCGCCUGCAUUUACAUCUCCAGCUUCACUCCAUCGUUUCUGUGCAACUAAUCAGUCAUAUUUUGUUCAUAAACCCCAGAUUUAAAGCACAUUUUCCUCCAAAACUCACCAACCACUCGCUCUGCGUUGCUUCAUUCGGUUGAACUUUUUCUUUUCUUUCCAACUUCUGCCGGCUGCCACAGAAGCUGAGCCCUAAAAGGAGUUUUGCUUUUUAAUUUGUUUCAAACCAACAUAUAUUUGGGAUUUUAACUGUUUCAGUAUUGAUUCAUGUGCUGAAGAUCAAGAAAGUGCAUCAAAAACUAAAUGAAGUCGUCAUUUAAGACAAUAAAAGCAGCAGCUUUAGUCCAAAACUUAACAUAACAGAUUAACGUGCUAGUCGACAGCUGAUCGAUCAGUCGUUGCAGCUCUAGUUAUCAUAAAGGAAUAAAGUGGCUGCAGGAAUGAGAGUAAAAAGGUCAAACAGGUCGAGUCACUUCAACCAAAGAGCAUUUUAAAUAUAAAGAAGUGAAUUAUUUAACGUGUAAGAAAGAAAACUUCUGGAUAAAAUCAUAGGUGUGUUCAAAUGUGUAGAGAAUAUACAUAGUGAUAUAGAUAUAUACUGGUAUAUGUAUUUUAAACACUUGGCACAAGUCGAGCAGCUUCACUGAAAUCCGUUUCAGAGGUCAGAGCUGGAGUUUCUUUGGUUUCCUCACAUUAUGACCGUGAGCAGAGUUGUGACCUCUGACCUCUGCAGACGUUCCUCCUCUGGACUGAAGGCAGCAGCAGCAUAGCGUUUAAACAUCUGCAGGACACCAGCUCUCCUGCCUGUCCGAGUGUUUUAACAGAAUAGACCUUUUCAAUUUAUCAUCAACUCAAAUAAACUAGUUAGGGUUAGGGUUAACCCUGCUUCAACCCUCUGAACUCCAAGCAGCACUUUCUGGCCAUUUGUCUUGUCUUUCUUCUGCUCCUGUCUAGCUGGUCCUCCUGUGGCUUCACAGCAACACAAAGUGAAUUUUUGACUUGUCGCUGUUGGUCCCUGUUGAGUCUUUAGCAGCUUCACUGUUGCACCAAAAAGCCGAGAAUUUUUUUGUUUUUCACAAAAUCUUAGUCACUGACAAUAGUUUGUUUUGGGCAUUUUUUUUUAUAAAAGAGAAGUGAAUAAAAUGAUUUUGAUGAACUAUCCUGAUGUUAGGCUCAGAUUUGGUUCAUUUUCUGGAUGCAGCGUCUCACAUGAGUUCAGGGACUGUCUGUUAGUUUAAACCUUCCUGUUUUUACAGUUUCUGGCCUUGCUGGUGGGUUUUGUGGUUCAGAGGGUCACGUUUAGCCUCCACUGUGCAGCACUGCUCUGCUCCCAUGGCUCCUGCAACACUUCUGACUCUAUGUUUAAAAGUGAGGCCAUGACAGGUCAGAAAAAGUCUCUUGAAUCCUGAAAGCUGCAAAAAUAUUCAUGCAACGUUUCUGUUUUAGACAUUUCUGAGUUCUGGUUUCAUCAUAAAGCCUCAUGGUCACUUAGAUAAACAUUAUUUUUAUGCUGUCUCAUAUCUUCAGUCAUCCUCAUAUUAAACCCAAUAUUAGUUGACAGACAAGAAUGUUUUUCCAUUUUUUAUGUAUUUGGGUGAAACUUAAGCUUCAACAGAAUUUAUAUUUUCAAAUGUCUCCAAUAAUAACUCGGUCACAUCAAUAUUAUUAUUGUUGUUGUGACUGAUGGUAAAAACCAAAACUCAGACCAGAACUUUCCUCUGAAUGCUUCCAGGCUUCCUCUCCACAGCUGUGCCUUUUCAUUUCAGAGCCUCUCAGGACGAACCAAAGCUUUUUAUUCUGUCUGUUGGGUUUUUAUCUCAGAGCUUUAAUCCUGCAGUGCCUCCUCAGUUCAGGUGGUUUGAAGACUUCGGUUCCUAUGACGGGACCGAGUUCGUCCUCGAGGACUCGGCUUCACGUCAGUGCCUUUAACGCGCAAAGACUCAAAUAUAAGAAGCAGAACCAGUUUCUGUGCAUUUCACACCCAGCGCUGUCUCCUAGAAAUUACAUUCAUGUGCUUCUAGUAUGUGGUGGAUCCUUUAAAAUCCAUUUAAGCAACAUUAAGUCCCGAAAAAGUAAUUUUAAAGGUGUUUGAAAUGCUGCAGAAGCAAGUAUCUGUGGUUCCACGGCGAGAAAUCAGGUUAUUCUAGAGAAAUGUACAUUUAGAUGUCAAAAAAUGUUAUUGUGGGAUCACUGAGGAGGACAAAGAAAUGAUGUUCUCAUGCUUUUGUGGUUUUUCCUUCUCAGAAUAAGACUUUAGGGGAUGAAGACGCAGCCUGUUUUUCAUUAUUUGAUAAAACUCUGCAUUUUCUUGUUCGUUCUGAUCAUUUGAUGACCAAAAUUUUCUAUUAUGUGUCAGUAAAUGACAUGGAAUUCACCAAAAGGUUUAAUUUAAUGUUGAUCUGUGCAUUAAAAACCAGCAGAUGCAGUGAUGAAGUAAAAUAAACAGCAGGAGGAGCUCAGGGUCGAUGGAGGGCUUAUAAAAGUGCCCACCUGUGGAAGUAAAAGGUCAGAAAAUCAUGUGUUUGGGCAGAAAAUUAAAAGUUUUCUGCAGAAAUAUCAAGUAUGCAGCCAUCCUUAACCCUUCAACAGCCACAUCAAUUUUACAUCUCUGUUGUUUUUACGCAAUAUCAAUAGUUGGAUGAGUGAAAAUGUCUGAAAAGUCAAAAAGAAACUCAGACAACAUCAGUGUUUUCUGCUCUGUUGAAACAAAUCUGAACUAAAUCCAGAUCUGGGAGCGAUUUUAGACUCUGACCUUGUAUGUAAGUCGGUGAGAUGACUAAGUCUUGAAGUCUUACGUCACUUUUUUUUAAACGCAGGCCCGCAAAAUGUCUUAAAAAGUCUUUUUAAUUAUGAGGAAUUCAAGCAAUCUGCAAAAAUGUCCCAUGUCAAGUUUUUUUUUUUUUUUUAAGUAAUCCAAACCUUGUUUCAAAGAAUUUAAACAUCUUGAUUAUUAUGUUGUAACAUGUUUAAAUGUGAUUUUCUUUGCUCUGUAGACAUAUAUAUCGAUAUCGCUGCUGUUAAAGUUUCCUUAUGUAGAUGUUAAAAAGCCUUAAAUGACCUUUUAAGAACAUAUCUGUCAAACAUUUCUUCUUUAUACUCAGAGAAAAUAUAAUCCAGCUGCACUUUGGGUUCCUUCAGAUGUAUUUGCUGUUGUGUGUAAAUGUAGUUUCUAGGAGACGCUCCGUGAGGGAACACGUGUCCGUAAAAUCCUGAUUUACUGUAAGAAGACAGAGCAGCAGCCGGUCGGUGGUUUCAGGACGAAGCAGGAAAAUGCUCCGUUUUUCUGUGUAGACAAGCUUCUCUCAGCCCGACUGUACAUUUCAUGAAAAGCUCAAAUACAACCUUCAUUUAUCUGAAUGUAAAAGUUUUUAUUUUUUGAUCUGGAUGUGUUUUGUAUUCUUGUUGUUCAGAUGUGAAGCAGCUCAUCCUGUUAGCAUAGCUGCAAGCUAAUAAAGGUUAUUCAAUACUCAAGG